Molecule: messenger RNA, 3746 nt
Organism: Dinoponera quadriceps
Lineage: Eukaryota; Metazoa; Arthropoda; Insecta; Hymenoptera; Formicidae
Product: angiopoietin-4
Exons: 11
Coding region: 1545-3746 (733 amino acids)
Source: RefSeq, a predicted model, not a curated record
AGUUGCGGGAAAGGUUCCCCGAUUCCUGGCCGGCCACCCUACCCUUUCACCGCCUUCACCGCCACCUGUACAGGCCAAGCGAGACUGGACUUGGACGGGAAUGGGACCAGGAGAAGACUGUAGGCCGAGUUAAAAAGGAAUGGAACUGACAGAAAGAGCGGGAGGGGAAAGAGCGAGGGGGGAGGAAGGUUCCGAGCGGUUGUCGCGAGCGACUGUCUUGAGCUCGCGUUCGGCGCGCGGGCACUUAAAUGUGAAAGACUUGUCUGACAAAUUCUAAUUGAUUUUGGAUACCGAUUUGAAUCACGGGACAACUUGUCGCAUCAUCGAGGGAUUUAAUCGACAGGAAGGAGAGGAAGGAUGUAACGACGAAUUUGUAAGAAAAACGGAAGGAAAGUCGAAAAAAAAUAAACGAAGAAAAAGCAGAAUACGAGUGCGAGAUAUUUGAAAUUAUAUGUGGAUAAUCAGUGCUUCAAUCAAAUAGUGAGAAAAUUUAGUGUUCUGAGCGUAAUAGAGCUCAAUUGAACGCUCUUUUACAAACGAUUUAUCGUAUUAGAUAAUCGUUUCCUCGAUUAUAUUCUGCUUAAAAAAAAGAAAAAGUGGAUAAAAAAAGAAAGAAAAAGUGAACGUAACGACGAAUCUGUAAGAAGAAGGAAAGGAAAGCCGAGAGAAAAUAAACGAGGAAAAGGCAGAUAACAGCGAGAUAUUUGAAAUUAUAUAAAUCGAUUAAUCGAUUAGCGCUGGGAAUCAAAUAGUGAGAAAAAUCAGCAUCACGAAUGUAAUAAAGAUCAAGAAUUGAACGCUUAUCUACAAACGAUGAAUUGUGUUUGAUAAUCGUUCUCUCGAUAUUCUGCUUAAAGAAAAAAGAUAAGGGAAGAAAGAAAAAGAGUAGAAGUACGCGCCAGUAACGAUAUUAUCUUCCGCUUCAAACUCCUUCGGACAAGUGUGAUUGAUGUGCGUAGAAAGUUGUCUGUAUGCUUAAUAUAUAACGUAAAUUACGUGUUUGUGUGUGUGUAUUCUCGUUUAUUUUCAAGGUGCAAAGAUCGUUCCGACUUGCGUGGCUAUUUGUUAAUGCAUUCUUGAUGUAAUAUCACAUUUCUUCGAUGUAUGUGACAAAUUGUAUACGUUUGGCUUGUGAAGAAUUUUAGAUGCGAUUAAUUGAACUUUUCGCUUGUGAAGUUAUUAUGCGCAAGUAAAUUUAAUAAAAUUCACGAUAUAAGCGAAUUUGAAUUGCUAUUUUAUCGGACGCGUCGGUAACAUUAUGUGAGAAAUUGAAAUGUGUUCAUGACGGGACUGAGUGAAUAAGUACACGGAAAUUACGACAAAAUUAAAUGUAUAUACACGCGUGCAACGAGGACAGACAAAAAGGAAGGGAGAAAAGCGGAAAGUGCAUCUCAAAUAUUUAUUUUUGCGAUAGAUUCGUUUGAUUGCAAAUCGGUAUUAUCCGUAUUAUCUAGUAUUCACAUAAUUAUGCACCGUUCACGUCGUUGGAUAUAGUUGCUCGAUCGACGUUGCUUUCAUCGAAUUCGACAGGACACUUCGUAAUUAUGAGACAAACGGUGCUCAUUAUCGUGUGCUUUUUGGGCUUUGUCUUAGCGGGAAGUCCGAGAUUACCACGAACAUCCGCCGACCAGCGUGGCACGCGUGCGAACCAGAAUGUUACCAGCGCUACGCUAUCGUCAUCUUCUCGUAAUUUGCAACGAAACAGAGAACAAUAUCUCUUCAAUGUCUUCGAAGUAAUAGUAUCAACUUUGGAAUCCAAGCUACAGCGAAUUGAGAAUUUAGACAAGGCGGUAGAGCAUCUGAUGAGAAGAGUGGAAGCUCUAGAUUCACGUGUAAAUGAUAACAUCGACAAGACAGAUGCGGUUAUUACGAAACUGAGAACGUUAGAUCUGAAACUCUUCAAUGCAUAUCCGAUUAUGUCAUCGGAAGCCAUUCAUACGGCGAGCGUUACUGAAAAUAAGAGCGGAAGUUAUACCGAAAGUACUCCGACAAUACGUGUGAUCCAUCAUGAUCGCAGCGAACGCGCUCCGGAAACGUUAGGCGAGAAAUUGGUGUCUCUGGACCAGAAAGUUUCCGAUAUCGACCAUAAGCUAGUUAAUCUUAAGAAUCAACUCGAUAACAAUUUCUUACAAAAUGACGAUAUAAAUGCCGAGGCAAGCGAGAAGAAGCCUGUUAGUAUGAGUGUAAUUGAGAUUACUAAAGCUAUGAGUAACGAAGUAAUGAACCAUAUGACGAUCGAAAUCGAGAAUCUCAGGCAAGCGACAGGUAGUAUGGAUCGGAAACUCCAGUUCCACAUGAAUUUGGUAUCCGACAAUCUCGGGGCAGUAUACAACAUGGUUUCCGAUGUGCACGAAGCUAUCGUUGACAAACAUUCCGGAAACGAUCGGCAAAUUCUUAACUUAACGACGACCGAAGCUCCGAUAAAGCAAAGUAAAAUCGAUCGCCUCGUCGAACAAAUGUAUCCGAUGCUCACUGUUUCGGAAAAAAUGGAUGAAGUCUGGAACGUAGUGAUGGGCACGAAAAAUUCAGUGGACGACCUAUUGCCAAAGUCCGACGAGUUGCUUACUCAAACACAGAGACAGGAAAGAGCGAUCAGCGAGAUUCACGCAGAUUUACGAUCAAAAACAAAUAAGAUUAUUGAAAAUUUAGAAGGCGUUGAAAGCCGCUUAAGAAAGCAAGAAGAUGAUGUGGCCACUCUCUCGCAACGCCCAAUACCAGCCGAAUUAUUACUGGAUCCAACGAUUGAUCGACUUGUCGAAUAUGACCCAAACAGAUAUAUCAGUGUAACUGAGGAUUUUGCAACGGAGAUACCUACAACGUCUAUGCUGCCGACUGCUACACCGCCUUUGUCAACAACGACGUCGAUAUCGUCAGUUGCUUCGCCUUCGAACAAUCCUACCAGUUCCACGACUCCCAUGACAGCAACAUCAUCAAACACGCUCAGAUCAAAUAGUAGAAAUCGCGGAGUCAUCUUUCCAAGCGUGAAAAACAAACCGAGUCUAGCGAAUUCCAGUUUUACCAGCGAUAUAUUGAUUAAUUACAAAGAUGUCAAGGGUUAUUCUUGCGUGGAUUUAUUAAAUGCUGGAAUGAGAGAUAACGGAGUCUACUAUCUUCAAAUACGCGGCACGACAUAUUGGUUUCUUAAAGUUUUUUGCGAACAGGAAAUCGCUGAUGGUGGUUGGACGAUUAUUCAAAGAAGAGAUGAUUUUGGAGAGCCAAGAGAGAAUUUUAAUAGAGACUGGGCGGAUUAUAAAAAUGGAUUCGGAGAUCCUGCUAAAGAAUUUUGGUUAGGCAAUGAAAACAUAUAUAUGUUGACAAAUAAUGAAGAUUACAUGCUCAGAGUUGAACUUGAAGACUUCGAAGGUAACAAAAGGUAUGCCCAAUAUUCGCACUUCAAGAUUUAUUCAGAAGGAGAGUAUUACAAAUUGGAAAUAGAUGGUUACGAAGGAAAUGCUGGAGAUUCAUUAAACGAUCCUUGGUACGGAUCAAACAACAGUCCGUUCUCCACGUACAAUAGAGAUAACGAUAGAUCAUCGUUGAACUGCGCUUCGAUGCUCAAAGGUGGCUGGUGGUGGAAGUCUUGCGGACGUGGUUUGAAUGGACUUUAUUUGAACGAUCCACAAGAUCUUACCGCACGACAAGGUAUCGUAUGGUUCCGAUGGAGAGGCUGGGAUUAUACCUUAAAACGUGCAUUAAUGAUGAUUAAACCGAAAGGUCCAACUACAAUGACAACGACAACAAUGUAA